Apodemus sylvaticus (European woodmouse) is the source of this 560-nucleotide messenger RNA. It is a transcript of the gene Fancd2os, whose product is annotated as FANCD2 opposite strand. The record is from RefSeq and is a predicted model, not a curated record. The transcript has a single exon. Bases 1 to 537 code for a protein of 178 amino acids. Lineage: Eukaryota; Metazoa; Chordata; Mammalia; Rodentia; Muridae.
AUGGCAGGCUACCAGCUCUGGUCACCAUGGACCCCCCUGGAUGAGAGCUUCCAAUGGCUGCGACAUACUACGCCUACCCCUUCCUCCAAGCACCCUUUCAGGGCCUCUCCUUGCUUCCCCCACACCCCUUCUGACCUUGAAGUGCAGCUGUGCCUUCAAGAAGUCACCCUUGUCCUAGACAGCCCACUUGUGGAACCUGGAGAGAGUCCCAAGUUGCCCUGUCACACGUCAGAGCUCCGAGCUGUGAAUAACAAGAAAGGAGUGCUGAGGAAGCCCCAGCCCAUCCGCCUCCGUGGAGUGGAUUCUGUUUUUGGGAGGGUCAUCACAGCCCAGCCACCCAAGUGGACUGGAACCUUCAGAGUUUCAGACAAGUCAGCCUUCUGCAAAAUAAUUAGCAGGGAGCACCAGUGGCCGACUGGACUCAAGGAGCCUCAGAUCCAAAUGACAGUGACUAUGUGCAAGCAGAUGCUACGCUCGAUCCUCUUGCUGUAUGCGACUUAUAAGAAGUGCACCUUUGCCUUGCAGCACUCCAAGUAAAGGCCCCAUGUGACCGCUGUGCU